GUGUCUCGUCAAGCCACGCUCCGUGCAGUCAACAGUGCUCCGUGCUCAUCUCAUUCAUCGGCCAAGUGAUUGUUUGCCCGCCCCGCGAACAGUGUGAGAAAAGUGAAAAGUUGUUGAAGCAAAGUUUGCCAAGAAUAUACAAAAUGGUUGCUCGCGUCUGUGCUACACUGCUGCUGGCCCUGGCCAUGUUCGGAAGCUGCGCGCUGGCCCGUCCGGGAUACGCCGUUGAUUAUUAUGAUCAUCCCAAGUACGCGUUCAACUACGGUGUCGCGGACCACAGCACCGGGGACGUGAAGUCGCAACACGAAACUCGUGACGGAGACGUCGUAAAGGGACAAUACUCUCUGGUUGAGCCGGACGGUUCGGUGCGCACCGUCGACUACACCGCCGAUCCGAUCAACGGAUUCAACGCGGUAGUGUCGAAGACGGCCCCGCUCGUCCACGCACACGCCCCCGUCGUCAAGCACGUCGUCCCGGCAGUGAAGGCCGUCCAUCACCACGUGCCAGCCGCUCCCGUCGUACAGAAGGUCGUCUAUGCUCACGAACCACUCCUUCACGUUGCCAAGACGGCCCACUACACCGAGCACGCUCCGGCCGUACACUACGGAGAUUACCACGAUGGAUACUACGGCCAUUACGACGAUAGCCACUACUACUAACAAUCUCAUCGAGGAUCGUUUCGUUGGGGUUGGUUGCUUUAGGCGCAGAAUCAUCACCGAGAGAGCGAGAGAGAGAGAGAGAAAAUAACUGCUAGCAAUCGACAGCGUUAAGGUGCCUUAUCCCGAUCGAUGGUGCCUGGGGCUUCAGCAAAACAACCCGCCACAACGAUAACACCCUACCACGACACUCAUCUUACACGUUUCACAUUUACACCCUCCACAACCAGUAUUGCAUAAAUGCAUUAGUUUGUAUCAUUAGAUGCGUAAGUCAAUCGGCAGGAGAUGCGAGACGAAGGAGCAGGAAGAAAAGCCGCAUGUAAAUAAUAAUAACGAAGAUGCUGUUGAUAUCUGCCUCUUAAACAUU
This is a messenger RNA of Anopheles stephensi (Asian malaria mosquito), 1023 nucleotides long. RefSeq names its product larval cuticle protein A2B-like. The transcript is spliced from 4 exons. Lineage: Eukaryota; Metazoa; Arthropoda; Insecta; Diptera; Culicidae. The record is from RefSeq and is a predicted model, not a curated record. The coding region runs from base 144 to 659 and encodes 171 amino acids. Gene Ontology annotation, cellular component: extracellular matrix.